Molecule: messenger RNA, 5045 nt
Organism: Podarcis raffonei (Aeolian wall lizard)
Lineage: Eukaryota; Metazoa; Chordata; Lepidosauria; Squamata; Lacertidae
Gene: MIOS
Product: meiosis regulator for oocyte development
Exons: 11
Coding region: 204-2837 (877 amino acids)
Biological process (GO): cellular response to amino acid starvation; positive regulation of TORC1 signaling
Cellular component (GO): cytoplasm
Molecular function (GO): protein binding
Source: RefSeq, a predicted model, not a curated record
AAGCGGAAGUCUCCCUGAAGACGGAAGUGGAAACUGCGACUCCCCCCUCCCAAAUAUCUUAUACCUUUAGCGGUUCGUUUCAUUUUGACUGCGCAACUCCGGGACCCCAGGAGCGGAGGGGCUGCAGGUGUCCAUAUGAACGAACACAGUUCUAGUCUUCCAACAACACUUUAAACUACUUACAUCAAUUUGCAGCAGCAGACAUGAGUGGCUCCAAACCUGAUAUUCUGUGGGCCCCACACCACGUUGAUAGAUUUGUUGUCUGUGACUCAGAGCUCAGCCUCUACCACAUUGAAUCUGCUGUCAGUUCUGAACUCAAAGCAGGAUCACUGCGUUUAUCUGAAGAAACUACAGCUACCCUUUUGUCCAUUAAUUCAGACACUCCGUAUCUGAAAUGUGUGGCUUGGUAUCCUAAAUAUGAUCCUGAAUGUCUCCUGGCAGUUGGGCAGGCCAAUGGCCGAGUUGUCCUUACCAGCCUUGGCCAAGAUCAUAACUCAAAAUCCAAGGAUCUGAUAGGAAAGGAAUUUGUUCCAAAGCAUGCUCGGCAGUGUAACACUCUGGCAUGGAAUCCACUGGACAGCAAUUGGCUUGCUGCAGGCCUAGAUAAACAUCGGGCUGAUUUUUCAGUACUGAUCUGGGACAUAAGUAGUAAAUACACUCCAGAAACCCCAGUUGCUGCUGAGAAAGUAAGGCUUUCAUCUGGAGACACUGAAGCAGGACUUGUUGUGACAAAACCACUUUAUGAAUUAGGCCAGAACGAUGCUUGCCUUUCUCUCUGUUGGCUUCCACGGGAUCAGAAACUUCUUUUAGCUGGAAUGCACCGAAACCUGGCUAUCUUUGACCUUAGGAAUACAAGCCAAAAGAUGUUUGUGAAUACGAAGGCUGUUCAGGGCGUAACGGUUGACCCCUACUUCCAUGAUCGUGUGGCUUCCUUCUAUGAAGGUCAGGUUGCUAUAUGGGACCUUAGAAAAUUUGAAAAGCCUGUAUUGACCCUGACUGAACAACCAAAACCUCUAACUAAAGUAGCAUGGUGUCCGACGAGAACUGGAUUGCUAGCUACUUUGACUAGGGAUAGUAACAUAAUCAAGCUCUACGAUAUGCAGCACACUCCUACACCUAUUGGGGAUGAAACUGAGCCUACAAUCAUUGAAAGAAGUGUGCAGCCCUGUGAACACUAUAUUGCUUCCUUUGCAUGGCAUCCCACUAAUCAAAAUCGAAUGGUGGUUGUGACUCCAAACAGGACUAUGUCUGACUUCACUGUGUUUGAAAGGAUCUCUCUGGCAUGGAGCCCCAUUACCUCUUUAAUGUGGGCAUGUGGGAGGCACUUGUAUGAGUGCACAGAAGAUGGAAAGGCUAGUUCUUUGGAAAAAGACAUAGCCACUAAAAUGCGUCUUAGAGCUUUAUCCAGGUACGGUCUUGACACGGAACAGGUCUGGAGAAACCAUGUGCUAGCGGGAAAUGAAGACCCACAACUGAAGUCACUUUGGUACACUCUGCACUUUAUGAAGCAGUAUACUGAGGAUAUGGAUCAGAAAUGCACAGGAAACAAAGGAUCUUUAGUUUAUGCAGGCAUCAAAUCUAUCGUGAAAUCCUCUAUGGGAACAACAGAGAACCUCAGGCACAGCAGGAGUGGAUCAGACAGACAGGCCGACAUUAUUCAAUAUCUGAGUGAGGAGAGGUCACUGGCUUUGCAGCUUUGUGGAUGGAUAAAGAAGGGCACAGAUCUGGAUGUGGAGCCCUUUUUAUACUCUUUGGAACAGGAAGGAGACUGGGAGCGAGCUGCUGCUGUAGCUCUAUUCAACUUGGACAUUCGAAGAGCAAUACAGAUAUUGAACAAAGGAGCAUCUUCUGGAAAAGGUGAUCUAAACCUCAACGUAGUGGCCAUGGCAUUAUCAGGCUAUACUGAUGAAAAGAACUCCUUGUGGAGGGAAAUGUGCAGCACCCUGAGGUUACAGCUCAACAACCCUUAUCUCUGUGCCAUGUUUGCUUUCCUAACAAGUGAAUCGGGUUCUUUUGAUGGGGUUUUGUAUGAAAGUAAUGUAGCUGUACGAGACAGAGUGGCAUUUGCUUGUAAAUUCCUAACUGAUGCUCAGCUGAAUAGGUUCAUUGACAAACUGACAAAUGAAAUGAAGGAAUCUGGGAACCUUGAAGGAAUUCUUCUGACAGGACUCACAAAAGAUGGAGUGGAUUUGAUGGAAAGCUAUGUUGAUAGAACAGGAGAUGUUCAAACAGCAAGUUAUUGUAUGCUGCAGGGUUCUCCAUCCGAUGUGCUUAAAGAUGAGAGGGUUCAGUAUUGGAUUGAGAACUACCGGAAUCUAUUGGAUGCAUGGCGGUUUUGGCAUAAGCGAGCAGAAUUUGACAUUCAUCGGAGCAAGCUGGAUCCCAGUUCAAAACCUUUAGCCCAGGUGUUUGUAAGUUGCAAUUUUUGCGGAAAGUCAAUUUCGUACAGCUGCUCGACCAUCCCUCAUCAGGGCCGAGGAUUCAGUCAGUAUGGCGUAAGUGGCUCCCCGACCAAGUCCAAAGUCACAAGUUGUCCCGGUUGCCGCAAGCCCCUUCCUCGCUGUGCACUUUGUCUCAUAAAUAUGGGCACUCCAGUUUCCAGCUGUCCAGGAGGAUCAAAGUCAGAUGAAAAGGUGGAUCUUAGCAAGGACAAGAAAUUGGCCCAGUUCAACAACUGGUUUUCCUGGUGCCACAAUUGUAGGCACGGUGGUCAUGCUGGACACAUGCUUAGCUGGUUCAGGGACCAUACUGAAUGCCCUGUUUCUGCCUGUUCCUGCAAAUGUAUGCAGCUGGAUACAACAGGGAAUCUUGUCCCGGCAGAGAUGAUCCAGCCAUGAAACAUUAGAGCUUAAAUAAGGUCCUUCACAUGAGAGGCUUUCUCCAAUAGGUUUCCCUCACAGCCCGAACACAUACCUCUGAAUGUGUUACUGUUGACUUGCCUGUAAUAGAAAAAUAAAUCAUCCUAUCACAUCAGCAAUUUGAUGUGUGGUUGGUUUUGAUUCUUCAAAUUUGGCAUGUGGACUUUGUUCAGUGGGUUGUGAAGCAGUUCAUUUAAGAGGCAUUUAUAGGUUUCAUUGAAAUUCAAAGCAGCCUUCAGGAAGACUUUCAGCACUACACUGUCCAGACCUUGAGGCUUCCAUCUGAGAUGAAGUGGCAUCAUUUGCUGUGCUUUGGUAACUCCAUGAACCUAUAAAACACUAUUGAAAACUCUUCUUGGAAAGGCAGUCGUGCUGGAUAUACAGAUGUUUCCACCAGCAUUUUUUCUAGCUUAGAUUUUAAAGUGUUUAUGCUCCCAUCUAUAACUUAGCUACCACUGCAUUGCUUUUCUGUGACACUCCUAAGACAAAUCUUUGCAUGAGUUGAGCUGCUUUGGUUUGGAUGAGUAAAUAGUAGUAGCUCAAUGCCAAUGUAACAUGCUUUGCGGGGCAUCCCAAAAUAAUGUAAUUAGUGUUACACAGCUACAGUCCGGUAUUAAUUAAUCUGAAGCUUUUUAAGUUCAAUGAUGUGAAAGACCUAACCUUUGAAAAAAAUGACAGCUUACCUGUAUUCCCAAAACAUAGUAUAGUGUGAAUUGCAUACAUCCAAAUUUUGCUUUGGGUCAAGAGGACAUUCAUUUGCAUCAGAAAACCACAAGCAUAUAAUACACAAUCAAGAACAGCCUGAGACAUUACACUUAAAAGUUCACUUACAAAAUGUGGACGACAUAGAAUAUGUGUUGUGGCAAUGGCUGCUCGUAUCAGAUGUUGACGAGCAAAUAAAUUUUACUCCUCCAAAAAAACUGCCUAUGUCAAAAUAAAGGAGCUUAUCGAUUUCGAUAGUGGAUAGUAUGUAAUAUACUUCAAUAGUGUAAAGUAUAGAAAGGUAACAUUGCCAUGAAAUGAAUACAGAAGAUGGCAAUACACUGACUGGUAUAGAACACUAGUGCAGGUGUAGGGAACUUUAGAUUUUGCUCACCUACAACUCGCACUAUCAGUGGCCACGUAUAAUGGGGUUGAUAGGAGAGCCAAAGAUUCCUCACACCUACUGUAGUGCAUGUUACAUUUUAGUUUACAUUUUUUUCUACUGUUAACUAGCAACACGGCAAAUGAGUUGCAUUCAAACUUUCACUAGUCAACUAGAAACUUGAACUUCCUUUGUGCACAUUUUCAAUGCAAUGUAAUAAUUGUUUGGCCUAUAUUAUAGCUGCCUAAUUGACAAUCUUCUGUUGGCUUGGAUGCAAGAACCAUGCACAAUAUUCUGUGCAUGCCCCUGGGCUUUCUUGCCUACUUUCUCACUGCAUUAUGAACGGCAAUGUGGCGCAGUGGGUAGGUCAACAAUUGGCCUGCAUGCAAGUGGGAGAGAGUUCUACUUGCAUGCAGGCCAUUUUGGAUCCAAGCUUCCGUCUUUGUACAAAGAUAUGUUAAAAGGAGAGGGGGGAAACAAAUGCUUAAUGGAAGCAGAAAUAUUUAUUUCUAUGUACACCAUUUUUUAAAUUGUAUUGCCUUAGUCAAAGUCUACUUCCUGUCAGAAUUGCAUUUUUACUAUUGAUCAAUAUUUGAGAUGCAUAUCACAAUAUCCAAGUUCCUGUAUUUUUGUAGUUGCUUCAAUACAUUUCCAGAAUAUCUAGAAUUAAUUUUAAGCCAUUAAGAGCAACUUAUAGACUUUAUUUUUGUGCCCUUAUAUUCAAAGUAUUAAAAGAGCUCUGAUAUUAAUAUGGUGUCUCCUUCCCUUCUGUAAAAAAUUAUACUGAGUAUGUAAAUAGGAACUGCUAAUAAUGUGUUAUCCAGUUGUCUUAACAGUAUUUUGUAAAAUGAAAGCAGCUGUAUUUGCUGACUUUGAGAGGGCACAAAGUCUUUUGUGUACAUGAAAGUUCUGUAUGAAUAUCUUAACACUCAGUGCUCAAUGAUGCAGGGGCUGUACUGCAUAGAUUAGUUCUAACUCGAAGACAGUUCUCAGGCAUUUCGGCUUGUGUAUGUGUUUCUGCAGACCGAGGGUUUUUAACCACUUCCGUUAAUACAGUUGCUUCUCCUUUUGACAUUGUAAAAUAAAAGCUUGAUUUAACUUCC